Molecule: messenger RNA, 1596 nt
Organism: Menidia menidia (Atlantic silverside)
Lineage: Eukaryota; Metazoa; Chordata; Actinopteri; Atheriniformes; Atherinopsidae
Source: the annotation of a GenBank genome assembly
CUGCGCGUUUAUAGAGCAGCAGCACGCCUCAUUCGCCGCUGAAUUUGUCUUCACCUUUCGGUCCUAGUAGUUGGAAGAGGAGGCGAAUGGAUGUGACUAAUCCUUGUUUUCCCCGAAGUCCAGAAGCGCCCGUUUAUUUUUUUUCUCCACUUUUUUUUUUAACUUGUCUGUAGGAAAUUUUUUUCACACCAGCCUUGCGCCGUCGUCUCUAUCGAGCUGUCCGGUGGCUCUCCACAACCCCCUCCCAGCUGGACAGAGAUGAGUAGUCCCGAUGCGGGUUACGCCAGCGACGAUCAGACCCAGGCAAGGUGCGCGAUGUCAGUCAUGAUGCCUGGAAUGGGACACUGCCAGUGGGCAGACCCCCUGAGUCCCCUCGGGGAGACCAAGGCGAAGAACGAGCCGUGCGCGUCCGGCUCCGGCGGCCAGGGCCGCGGGAAGAGCGAGCCCAGGAUCCGACGGCCCAUGAACGCCUUCAUGGUCUGGGCCAAGGAUGAGCGCAAGAGGCUGGCGCAGCAGAACCCGGAUCUGCACAACGCGGAGCUGAGCAAAAUGCUGGUCCCUAAAAUGGCAACGGGCUAUUUUAGUGCGCAUCACCAGGCCGUGCACGAGAGUCACACGCUGACAUGUCCCCCUCACGUGCACGCUCCUCUUGAACCUGCAGGGAAGUCGUGGAAAGCCCUUCCCGUGGCGGAGAAGCAGCCGUUCGUGGAGGAGGCCGAGCGCCUGCGCGUCCAGCACAUGCAGGACCACCCCAACUACAAGUACCGGCCGCGGAGGAGGAAGCAGGUCAAGCGGAUUAAGCGGCUGGACUCGGGCUUCCUGGUCCACGGCGUGUCUGACCACCAGCCUCCCUCCAUGCCCGGCGAGGGCCUGGGCCUGGGCCUGGGCCUGGGCUACCACGAGCACGGCUACCCGCAGCCCCUGGGUCACUACCGGGACCCCCAGGCCCUGGGGGGGGGCCCCCCCUACGAGCCCUACAGCCUCCCCACGCCGGACACCUCCCCGCUGGACGCCGUGGAGUCCGACUCCAUGUUCUUCCCCCCGCACUCGCAGGACGACUGCCACAUGAUGGCCGCCUACCCCUACCACUCCCAAGAGGUCCACUUCCAGCCCCAGGAGGCGAUGUCCGGCUCCGUCCUGCACCGGCCAGAGCCGCCCCCCCCCCAACAAGCGCCGCCGCCGGCGGGGGCCCUCCCCCCCUCCUACAUGGGCUGCCCCAACCCGUUGGCCGUGUACUACAGCCAGCACUGCGGCCCGGGGCAAACCAAGCGGCACCUCGGGGGGGCCGGUCAGCUCUCGCCGCCCCCGGACUCCCACCCCCACCCCCACACGCACCCCCACACGCACCCCCACCCCCACCAGGGGGACGGCGUGGAGCAGAUGCACCACUCGGAGCUGCUGGCCGAGGUGGACCGCAGCGAGUUCGAGCAGUACCUGAGCUCGUCCACCUCCUCCGGCCGCGGGGGGGAGCUGACCGGCCUGGCCUACGGCCCCCCCGAGGGGACCGUAGGCCUGCAGGGACCCGACAGCCUCAUAUCCUCGGUGCUGUCCGACGCCAGCACGGCUGUGUAUUACUGUAGCUACAACAACUCCUAA